This is a messenger RNA of Linum trigynum, 1303 nucleotides long. The record is from the annotation of a GenBank genome assembly. Lineage: Eukaryota; Viridiplantae; Streptophyta; Magnoliopsida; Malpighiales; Linaceae.
CUUAACAAUCCGAUUACAAGCUUCCAACAGAAAGAAAAAAUGUCGCCGAAAACGACAAUCGUAUUGCUUCUUCAGGGGCUCUCUCUGUUCUCACUCGUCCUAGCUUCGGACCCCGACCCGGUCCAAGACUUCUGCAUCCCCAACCCGCCUCCCACAUCUCCAACCACACCCAAACACGUCACCGCAGCAACAACAAUUCACCCUUGCAAGGACGCGGCGGAGGCCACCGCCGGCGACUUCGUGUUCUCCGGUAUGAAAACCCCCGGCAACUUCUCCGAAACAGGGUUCGCAUCCAUACCCGUCAACCCGACCACCUUCCCGGGUCUCAACACCAUGGGGAUGUCCUUCGUCCGGGCCGAUUUCAAACCCGGGGCGAUCAACCCGCCCCAUUUCCACCCGCGAGCCACCGAGAUCGCCCACGUCGUUGAAGGCAGGCUCUACGCCGGCUUCGUGGAUUCCAACAACAAGGUGUUCGCCAGGGUGCUGGAGAAGGGCGAAGUGAUGGUGUUCCCCAGGGGUUUGAUGCAUUUUCAGAUGAACGUCGGCGAAGUCCCCGCCACGAUUUUCGGGAGCUUCAAUAGUCAGAAUCCGGGGAGCCAGCGGAUUCCGGCGGCCGUGUUCGGGUCCGGGAUUGACAAUUCGCUGCUGGAGAAGGCUUUUGGGUUGAGUAGCAAGGAGAUUGUUAUGAUGAGAAGGAAGUUCGAUCCUAAAGCUACUGUCAAGCCUUAGUUAAGAGAAAAAAGGAGAUAAUUUUUUACCGAGCUAGCAUGAUGAUGCUGUCUUUAUUCGGUUAACAAUUUUUUCCCCCAGAAUUAUGUACCAUUUUCGUCGUCUCGUUGGUUGUACUCUGUAGUUUCGAUGUGUUAAAGAAAAGGCAUCAUCUUCAUGCCCUGUUCUGUGGUUUUGAGUAUUGCAUAAUAUUAACCAACAGACUUCUAGCUAGUCUAAUACUUACAGCUGUAAGUUUGGAUAUUUGAGUACUUUGAAUUCGUGUAGAAAGUAGAAACCCUUUUCCUCUCUCAUUUAGGCGCAGUAGCCACGAUGUAGAGGGUGGAUUUGGAAGUGGUGUUAGGUAGAGUUAUAUGAUUGGUUUUGGUAUUGGGAGUGGGUGUGGGGGUUUCGUUUCAUUUCAUUAUUUGGAAGGUGUCUUUUGAAAUCACUUCAUACCAACGCUGUCAACCCGUGGGUUGACCCGAAUCUGGUUCAGCUAGUGGGUCAAGGGUUAAUGGGUCACCCGUUUUAGCCCGGAAAUAUGAAAAGCGUCAUUAUAUUGUAUUUAUCCUGAUAAAUUAUAUCAAAUUUC